CUUGGUUGAGGGAGCAUGCGAAAAGCCAAGAGUGCAGUUGACUGCCCCCCUGGAGGCCCCAGGUAGCCCAGAGUCACAUAGAAAGUAGCUAAGCAUCUCCUAAUGGGAAGAGCUGGCCCAGUGCAAGAUGACCGCUGUCCGUGUUCUCUCCACCCUCCCCGGUCCUGGCUGUGCAGAUGUUUGCUGAGGAGGAGGCCGAGUUGACCCAGGACUCAUCUCCAGAGAAGCUUCAGCAGUACCGCCAGGUCCACCUCCUGCCGGGCUUGCGGGAACAAGGCUGGUGUGAGAUCACCGCCCACCUCCUGGCACUUCCAGAGCAUGAUGCUCGGGAGAAGGUGCUGCAGACGCUGGGCGCCCUCCUGGCCACCUGCCGGGAUCGCUACCGUCAAGACCUCCAGCUCAGCCAGACACUGGGCAGUCUCCAAGCCGAGUACCAAGCGCUGGCCUCCCUGGAACUCCAGGAGGGCGAAGAUGAGGGCUACUUCCGGGAACUGCUGGCCUCCAUCAACAGCUUGCUGAAGGAGCUGAGCUGAGGCUGUCACGCCGACACCAGGAGUGGACUGGGCUGGUGCCAGUGAGAGCCUGGGCGGGCUCCGCAGGGGGCAUCAACCAGGAAGGAGGGCUCCUGCUGGGCACGAGCUCUAUCUGGGCAGAGCUGGCAUGGUUAUUAAACAGAGACAUGAA
This is a messenger RNA of Peromyscus maniculatus bairdii (prairie deer mouse), 684 nucleotides long. Lineage: Eukaryota; Metazoa; Chordata; Mammalia; Rodentia; Cricetidae. The record is from RefSeq and is a predicted model, not a curated record.